AUGGACAACUGCCCGUUCCUCACGGACACCCGGCGAGAGAUGAAGGCCCAUCUCCAUUCUCCAAGAAAGAACGGACACAAAUCCUACCUAAUAUCCCUAGCAGGCCGCAUCGAGCACGGCCAACCCCUCAGCGCAAUCGACAAGGAAAUCGCCUCUCGCCUGAUGCUCAUGUUCAACGACCGGGACGCCCGCGGGCAAAAGUCCAUCUCCCAACCCAUCAACACCGUCCUCGGCCCGGAGGACGUCAGCAGCCCGGCCAUUCUCCGCGAGCACACGCAGUGGAUGUCGUAUCUAGGUCUUCACACGCCCGAGCUGCACCGGCGGGACUUCUGGGAUCCGCGGACGGGCGGGUGGUAUUAUCGCGAGUACAACAUGGACGACGACUUUGAGGACGCGUGCGAGAAUGUGAGGAUCAUUUCGCAUGCUACAGGGAGGCCGGUGAAGCCGUCAGAUUUCCUAUGGCGUUGA
Molecule: messenger RNA, 468 nt
Organism: Colletotrichum fioriniae
Lineage: Eukaryota; Fungi; Ascomycota; Sordariomycetes; Glomerellales; Glomerellaceae
Source: RefSeq, a predicted model, not a curated record